AUGGCGUUUGGUUCUCCUUCUUCUUCUGAGACCACUAUGCACACUAACAAUUGGGCUGUUCUGGUCUGCACCUCUCGAUUCUGGUUUAAUUAUCGACACAUGGCCAAUACUUUAUCCCUGUAUCGGACUGUUAAGCGACUUGGAAUACCUGAUGAGAGAAUAAUACUUAUGCUGGCAGAUGACAUGGCCUGUAAUGCUAGAAACAAGUAUCCUGCCCAAGUUUUUAACAAUGAAAACCACAGACUCAACUUGUAUGGAGAUAAUGUUGAGGUGGAUUAUCGAGGCUAUGAAGUGACAGUUGAAAAUUUUUUACGUGUAUUGACUGGGCGUCAUGAGAAUGCUGUUCCAAGAUCUAAGCGUCUUUUGAGUGAUGAAGGAAGCCACAUUCUUUUGUAUAUGACAGGACAUGGAGGAGAUGAAUUUUUAAAAUUUCAAGAUUCGGAAGAGCUCCAGAGUCAUGAUUUAGCUGAUGCAGUUAAACAAAUGAAAGAAAAGCAUAGAUUCAAGGAGCUGCUGAUAAUGGUGGACACUUGCCAAGCGGCCACUCUCUUCUCUCAGCUUCAAUCACCCGGAGUUUUGGCUAUUGGAAGUAGCAUGAAAGGGGAGAACUCAUACUCACAUCACUUGGACUCUGAUGUGGGUGUUUCUGUUGUAGAUCGUUUUACAUUUUACACCCUUGCGUUCUUUGAGAGGCUAAAUAUGUAUGACAAUGCCUCAUUGAGCAGUCUUUUCAAUUCCUAUAACCCAACCUUGUUGAUGUCAACCGCAUAUUACAGAACAGAUCUAUACCAGCAACACCUGGAAGAGGUGCCCGUGACGAACUUCUUUGGUUCAGUCAUGGAAACUAUACAUACUGAUUCAACUUAUAAAGCCCUUUCAAUAAAAAGUUUCAGCAGAGCUGAAAUCAAGAUGCCCCUUGAUCAACCAGCCAAUGACAAUGAAAGAAGAAUUUUGGCAGAUUCAAAUGGUCAAGAUCAAAUCAGUAACCCCAAAAAAGAGGAACAACAGGGUGCUUUCAGACAUUUGUGGAAUACUAUUAAUGACAAGGUGGAAAAAAUUGAAGAUGUCGAUUCCUUUGUGCAAUACGGCUUGUUAGUAAUGCUUCCAGUGUUGCUACUUCCCACGUUGUUAUCAUGGUGA
Messenger RNA from Prunus armeniaca (apricot), 1140 nucleotides. NCBI's taxonomy places the organism in Eukaryota, Viridiplantae, Streptophyta, Magnoliopsida, Rosales, Rosaceae. The record is from the annotation of a GenBank genome assembly.